This is a messenger RNA of Oryzias melastigma (Indian medaka), 3980 nucleotides long. It is a transcript of the gene tmem121ab, whose product is annotated as transmembrane protein 121Ab. The transcript is spliced from 2 exons. NCBI's taxonomy places the organism in Eukaryota, Metazoa, Chordata, Actinopteri, Beloniformes, Adrianichthyidae. The record is from RefSeq and is a predicted model, not a curated record. The coding region runs from base 2044 to 2988 and encodes 314 amino acids.
AACUAUGAUCUGAUUUUUUAAAAUCUUCCUGACAAUCAUUUGUUAAUUGAGUUUUUAGUUUAAUAAUGUGCAGAUAAUAUAUUUUUUCUUAGGCUGUCAAGGGUGUAUCAGGCCCAUCAGAUAGUUUAUGAACCAAAAUAAGUUUGACACCCCUGCUUUAAAGGAAUAUACCCUGGAAAGUGUUUGUCUCCCCCUUCUGGCAGGGAAUAUAAUGCACGGUGGUGGCAAAGCCUGAGUCAAGGGAAACCCACACUCUUUCCCCAAGAAAGUUUGCAUGCCUGAAGCAUUCAGCAGCUGCCAAGUGAUUGCAAGUGCAAUACAUCCUUGAGAGGUCAUCAGCCCGCCGCAGUGCUGACAUUAAAACAGACAAGCUUGAACCUGCAGAGGAAACCUCAAAGACCAAAUGCAAUCCGAAAACUAGACUUAUGCUUGAUUUCUAUUCAGUCAUUUCUGUAAUUUGAGUGACUUUUUCCUUGAGAAUGAGUAUUAAUAAUUUUCUCAGAAUGCUGCCAGCCUGGUCCUGUUGUGAUACACGAAUGGCAUUCCGCCAAAUUAAUUAUCUGAUUCAUUUCCAGUUCCAUCUUCGCCGCUGUCAUGAUAUGCAAGAGGAACAUUCUGCGGGAAAACUCCAACGCAGCAGUAAAAACACAGAUGCAAACACUUAAAGGUGACAGGAGCAGCAGUAAACAGAUGGUCUUUUUUUUUCUUUAGAAUGAGAAGAAUUACACCAAAUUGAGGUUCACAUCAUUUGUUUGGAUUGAGUCCAUUUAUUUAAGACUAAAAGGCUGAGUCUUGUCUAAUUCCUCGCAGUCAUUUGUUUUAGUCUGUUGCAGAAUGCAUUUCAUUCUAACAUAUUUGGAAGAGUGAUUGAUGGAGGGAGAGAGUGGUGGAGAGAUAGAGGGAGAGGGGGGGGGGGGGGGUGUUUAAGCCCAUCCGGAGGAAGAAGCCAAGAAGAAGAAGAAGAAGAAGAAGCUUCGACAAUUACACUUGCCAAAGCGGUUCCGUUUAGCCGGCAGGCUAAUAUUUAGAGGACUGUGACUGUCUCGCGCGCUCUCGGAGCUGCGGCGGCUCGCGCGUCCCGUUCCGUUCCGUCCGCGCGCGCUGUCGGCCAGGCGCCUGGAGACCCCUGGAUUCUCCUGAACUGAAGUUGUUUGGACCGGUUCUUUUUUUUUCUCUCUCUUUUCGGCGCCUUCAUAGCAGCGGAUUUACAAAGCCUGCAAUCCCCCCCCCUCCUCCUCCUCCUGAUCCACGGAACCGCAAUGAAAUCCAGCACCAUGGACAGCGACUGAUGCUUCCAGAACCCUGGACAGAGAUUUAACGAGGCUGUGGAGAGGCUGGCAUGUGGCAGGAGGAGGUGGAAGGGAUGGAUCUUCAGUCCGGAGUAAGAGCCUCCCCCCGAGGAAGCCACCAUCAGACGCAAGGCCUCACAGGCCGUUGACCCGCUGUCUCUGUGAUUUAUGGCGGCAAGGGGCCCCUGGCCACUGCAGACUCCUCUCCCUUCUCUCCUCCAUUUCUCCACACGCACACCGCAGGACUGUGAGGAGGCGCGCACACUGCGCCAUCGUCAGAGGGAUUCCGCGCGCAUGCUGAACCGCAGUCCCGGCGUCUCCACGUCCGUCGACUCUGCCGCGUCCAAGAAUAAACAUCUCCAUAAACGUUCCCACCGUGUCCCACCGCCCCAUCACAAGUGCAUUAGAGCAAGCGUGCUUUCAGAGCAUUCUCCAUUGGACUGUGUGGAUUACAAUCAGUCAUGGUGUGUCGAGUGUAGAGCCCUCGUGUAGCAGCUGCUGAGAGGCACAGCUCGAUCAAUGGAAGUGUGCUAAGUGAUGAGAUGAUGCUCCGUUUUUCACAUGGCCUGAACCAAAUCAGCUGCCAACAUCUCCACACACGGGGCUUCGCCUCCACGCCACGCUAGUCCUCCUCUCUGAUUUCCAUUUUGGAUGGACAGUCGAACCCUCGAAAACCGUCAGACAACUUUUUCUUCAACCUGGAAACUGUACACAAGCUGUGACCUAAGAGUGAGAGCCUGGAGGUUCCCUCGCCAUGGUGUUGCCACCCCCAGACAAACGCCACGUGUGCCUGACCACCAUUGUCAUCAUGACCAGCAUGGCCUUCAUGGAUGCCUACCUGGUGGAGCAGAACCAGGGUCCGAGGAAGAUCGGCGUGUGUAUCAUAGUGCUGGUGGGGGACGUCUGCUUCCUCAUCGUGCUGCGGUACGUGGCGGUGUGGGUGGGGGCGGAGGUGCGCACAGCUCGGAGAGGAUACGCCAUGAUCCUUUGGUUUCUGUACAUCUUUGUCCUGGAGAUCAAACUGUACUUUGUCUUCCAGAAUUGCAAAGCCGACAGGAAAAGUCUGGAGACUGUGGCGCGGAAAGCUCUGACAUUGUUGCUCUCGGUGUGCGUGCCGGGCUUGUACUUGGUUUUAGUGGCGCUGGAUAGUAUGGAGUACGUAAGAACUUUUAGGAAGAAGGAAGACAUGAGAAGUCGUUUGUUCUGGGUGGCUCUGGACCUCCUGGACUUGCUGGACAUCCAAGCCAACUUGUGGGAACCCCAACGAACGGGCCUACCCAUCUGGGCCGAGGGUCUGAUGUUCUUUUACUGCUACAUCCUGCUGCUCAUCCUGCCCUGCGUUUCCCUCAGUGAAAUCAGCAUGCAGGGGGAGCACAUGUCCCCCCAGAAGAUGAUGCUGUACCCGGUCCUCAGCCUGGUCACCAUAAACGUGGUCACCAUCCUCAUCCGCGGAGUGAACAUGGUGUUGUUCCAGGACAGCCGCGUGUCCACCAUCUUCGUCGGCAAGAACGUGGUGGCAAUCGCGACCAAGGCGUCCACCUUUUUAGAGUACCGCAAGCAGGUGAAGGAGUUCCCCCACCCGCAGAACGCCAUGGCGCUCGAGCUGCAGCAGAACUCUGUCAGCCACACUCAGCCACUGCCCAACGCCACCAGUUUGCCACACGAGCCCUCGCCGGCGCAGGACGUCAUCGACACAUGACCGCGACGCGGCGGAGGACAGCUGCAUGACAGGAGGACGUUCUGUUCUUGUAAAGGUCACGUGAACUUCUGUGAAGAGAAUUCUAGCAUCACCUGCCUGUCAGAAAACGCUGACUCAGAGGCUUCAAGGAUUUUUAACUUUGCUGUUUUAAUUGUUUCAACUGUUUUCAAGGUUCAGACUUUACAAAGAGACAAUCCCGAAACUGUGCAGCCCAGUGACAUUUUGUUGUGUAAAAUGAAAAGUUGGUUCCCCUUGAGUGAGUAACUUGUAUUUUUUAAAGGUCACUUUUUUGACAGUGCCCCCCGCCCCCGUGGCAUUUCCUUUGAAUUCCAGCACCAAAGGACACACCAAGCAGUGAUGAAGGGCCACCGCGGGGACGCCCCGCUCAGACGCCUGACUCUUGUCACUCUCGUGACAAGAUCAGUCGCCACGUCUGCUCUCCGCACUGGGCAACAUCCGUUUGUAGCUUCUGGGUUUUGUUCUGCUGAGAAAGGAGCUCUGCUGAAAGCUGCUGCCUCGGUCGCUGCGAGGCUUUACAAUCAAAGAUCUGAUGAAAGCAGCAGUGCACAGCACUAUGCCGUCCACUGCAGGCAUCCGGGCGAGUGUUUUACUGCGCGCCGGCGUGCGUCUGCUCGUGUGCGGCCACGUGCUUCCACUGAGGCGCGUGCAGAGGUGCAGGUCGUUUUGCAAAUGCAAGCGAAGGGUGUUGUGAUCUAAAAAUGAGGGGAGAAAUAUGUAGAUGUCAAAAACAAAACAAGACAAUGUGAUGAAGAUGCUUUCUGUUUUUGUUUUCUGUACUGUACAUUCCUCUGAACUAAAAAAAGGAGAUCAGACGAUGCCUCAUGGAAGAAUCGACUAAAUAACAUAGAUAUGACAACAUGGAUUAUUAUUAUUAUUAUCAUUAUUAUUAUUAUUAUUAUGUACAUUCUUUACAUGUUGAGCAGAUAAUGUUUUAAUAAAAGUAUGAACAAAAAUAAUUAUUUAUGCUUUUC